Perca fluviatilis (European perch) is the source of this 1750-nucleotide messenger RNA. It is a transcript of the gene tspan34b, whose product is annotated as tetraspanin 35. The transcript is spliced from 8 exons. The coding region runs from base 295 to 1032 and encodes 245 amino acids. The record is from RefSeq and is a predicted model, not a curated record. Gene Ontology annotation, cellular component: membrane. NCBI's taxonomy places the organism in Eukaryota, Metazoa, Chordata, Actinopteri, Perciformes, Percidae.
GCACCCACUUGCUCCCUCCUCCCUCCUUUCCCAGUCCUUUAUAACCAGCCGGCAGCCUCAAAAUAAAAUCAGAAAGCUGAGGAAAAAGUCCCUCGGAGGCUCUAUCGUAUCUAAACGCAGCCACACAGCCACAGGAAGUGGGAGACAGAGAGUUUAUUGUGGGUCAUUUUCAGAGGAGCGAAGCGUAUUAAAAGCCUCCAUCAACAGAGAGAAGGUAGAUACUCUAAACAGUGAUUCAGCCUCAGAUCCGUCCACAGAUAACUCCUGGGAAAGGUCGACCAACCGGCAGCCACGAUGGGAUGCUUUGGAUUCCUCAAAGUCAUGAUGUUUCUCUUCAACGGGAUCAUCUUUCUGGCGGGCGCUGCCAUCCUGGGCGUGGGGAUCUGGGUGAAGGUGGACAGCGGCUCCAUCUUCACCUUCCUCGGGAAGAUCGACAACGCGCCGUCGCAGCUGAGCCAGGUGCUCAACGUGGGCUACCUGCUGAUCGCCAUCGGAGCUCUGCUGCUCGUCAUCGGCUUCCUGGGCUGCUGUGGAGCCGUCAGAGAGAGCAAGUGUAUGCUGAUGCUGUUCUUCAUCAUAGUCCUGGUGGUGUUUAUAGCGGAGGUUGCAGGAGCGAUCGUGAUUCUGGUAUUCAGACCCUUGACCGACGACUUGUUCAACAAGCUCGGCACGGCAGCAGUUCAGAACAUCAGGAAGGACUACGGGCAGAAUCCCGACGUCACCGGACUGUGGAACACCACAAUGAACUCGUUACAAUGUUGUGGAUUCUACAACUCCUCCGACUUCGUGGGCUCUCCGUAUUAUGUGAACAACAACAACGGCUUUCCUCCACAGUGCUGCCCAGGCAUGACCAGCACAUGUUCUGGAAAUACCAUGACGAUCACCGGCUGCUUCCCAAAGAUCAAGAAGCUGAUUGAUGAUAACACGGUGGCCAUUGUGGCGGUGGCCCUGGGAAUUGCAGUGCUGGAGAUCUGCGCCAUGGUUGUCUCCAUGAUCCUCUUCUGCAGAAUAAAGUCCAUGGGGGGGGACUAACUGCAGAUGGCGACGGCCCAAUGAGGAUCUGUGUAAUCACUGGAGUCUUUCUACUUCCUGUUGGCCUCUAGAGGAGAGAAGGAGCUGAGCCUUUAUGUUGCAAACAAUGCCUCAUCAAUAAAGACAGUUAAUGUCAGAUUUUGUGCAAUCAGAAUUACUGAACGACAUAACAAGUCUAUUUUUACCACAUUUAAAUCUAUGUAAUAGAUGCUGUAUAUGAAUGUACCUGAUUAUUUCUUAAGAAGCCUUUACACACUGCCUACUUCAGCAGAGAUCAUUUAUACACACAGCCAGUUAACCAGUCCCUCCAGAAAAACGUGAUUAUGCGAUCGCAUAAUUCAUAAUUACUGUUUUUUCUUUUUCAUCAAACUGCAGUUUUUGCAAGUUCCUCCAAUUUCAUCGCAUAAAAUUGCAUAAAUAUCAUAUAUAGCAUAUUCCAUUGCAUUUUUUAAGAAAACGUGCCGCAUAAUCAAGGAUUUUUACCCUCAACAAUCACAAAAAAACAAAUUUUUCUGGAAGGACUGAUUAAUAUGGAGUGGCACGAUAACUCUGUUUAUCGUGAUAAUGAAACAAAGGCUGGCCUUUUAGACCCAGAAAUCUACACUAGUGAGAAUGUUGUUGCUACGAUGCAGCUUGUAACAUAGCAACAGAAAUUAUGCUUUCUUUGUAUGUAUCUUGUAUGGUGAUCGAUUUUAAAAUAAAGUGCAAAGUAUUUCUA